AUGCAUAAAAAGGAAAUAAAAAUUAUAAAAAACGAAUUUAAAGAAUUUUAUACCAAAUUCAUACACAUUGAUAAUGAUAUGUUUUGCAUAAAUAUAAAUGCAAAUGAAGAUAUCAAAUCAGGAUUUUUAAAUAUUAAUGAAAAUAAAGAUAAUAUAUUAAUUCUUAUUAUUAAGAUACAUUCCAAUUGUUUUGAAGUAAUAAAUAAAAAUUUAGGAGAACAAACAAAAUAUUUUGAAAGCAUUGAACAUAUAUUUAAUUUUUUUUGCCCAAUUUCAUUUAAAAAUUUUAUUACUAAAAAUAUAGAAAACAAAUUAAUGUCAUAUUCUUGA
Messenger RNA from Plasmodium berghei ANKA, 330 nucleotides. Its product is annotated as conserved Plasmodium protein, unknown function. The record is from RefSeq and is a predicted model, not a curated record. NCBI's taxonomy places the organism in Eukaryota, Apicomplexa, Aconoidasida, Haemosporida, Plasmodiidae. The transcript has a single exon. Bases 1 to 330 code for a protein of 109 amino acids.